Epithele typhae is the source of this 738-nucleotide messenger RNA. RefSeq names its product NADH-quinone oxidoreductase. The transcript has 6 exons. Bases 1 to 738 code for a protein of 245 amino acids. The record is from RefSeq and is a predicted model, not a curated record. Gene Ontology annotation, biological process: mitochondrial respiratory chain complex I assembly; mitochondrial electron transport, NADH to ubiquinone. Gene Ontology annotation, molecular function: NADH dehydrogenase activity; 4 iron, 4 sulfur cluster binding. Lineage: Eukaryota; Fungi; Basidiomycota; Agaricomycetes; Polyporales; Epitheliaceae. Gene Ontology annotation, cellular component: membrane.
AUGUCUUUCGCGCGCGCACUUGUUGCCGCCGGUCCCUCCGCCAGGCUGGCUGCUGGCCGUAUCACCGCCCCACGCUCUCUUGCUGUUGCCUUCCGCUCGCACUCGACCGCGCCUCGCCACGCCGAACACAAACCCCACCUGAACACCUACCAGUAUGCGAAGCCUGUCCCCAACCCCUCCUCCUCUGCCACCGCGCACUACACCGCCGCCGACAAGCACGGCGAGGGGUUCGAUCCUUACAAGGGCGGCCCCAGUGCGCUCGACAAGGCCGUACACCUGUUCUUCUUCACCGAGAUCGUUCGAGGCAUGUGGCUGGUGUUGGAGCAGUUCUUCCGUCCGCCAUACACGAUCAUGUACCCUUACGAGAAGGGCCCUCUUUCCCCUCGCUUCCGCGGAGAGCACGCUCUCCGCAGAUACCCUAGCGGCGAAGAACGGUGCAUCGCGUGCAAGCUCUGUGAGGCGAUUUGCCCUGCGCAGGCCAUUACCAUCGAGAGCGAGGCCCGACUCGACGGCUCGCGGCGGACGACCCGCUAUGAUAUCGACAUGACCAAGUGCAUUUACUGCGGGUUCUGCCAGGAAGCGUGUCCCGUGGACGCCAUCGUCGAGACCCAAAACCAGGAGUUCUCAACCGAGACGCGUGAAGAGUUGCUGUACAACAAGGAGAAGCUUCUCGCGAACGGUGACCGGGCGGAGGCCGAGAUUGCGGCGAACUUGCACGCGGACCACGUCUACCGGUGA